GCGGCACCUGCAGGGCUAGUGGAUGGCAGCAGCGGCUCGAGGAAGGGAAAGUACCAGGCACUGCUGGUGGUUCGCUUCCUAGGGCAGGGAGCGGCCGGGGGCAGUGGGGCGGAGGAGGAAGCAGGCACAGGUGGCUGCUGUGCGGAGGCGAGGCGGAGCGCUGGGCUGUCACGGUGACCCUCGGGGGAAAGCUCCGGGCAGAGGGAGGCGGCGCCAUGGCCCGGAGCUGGCGGUGGCUGCAGGGGCUGAUCCUCACUUGGCUCCCCAUAGGUUCUCUCUCCCUGCUGGUGAUAGUGCAAGAUAUUGAGCGAUACACCACCUUAUUUGCUUCUGUGAUCCUCAAGUGUGACUACAGCACUUCAGCGCAGCUGCAGGAUGUUGUAGUGACAUGGCGCUUCAAAUCCUUCUGCAAGGACCCCAUCUUCGAUUACUACUCUGCCUCCUACCAGGCUGGGUUAGCGCUUGGCCAGGACCCAUCCAAUGACUGUAAUGACAACCAGCGGGAAGUGCGCAUCGUCAUUCAGAGACGUGGACAGAACGAGCCUGUGCUAGGGAUAGAUUACAGGCAACGCAAGAUCACCAUCCAAAAUCGGGCAGACCUUGUAAUCAACGAGGUGAUGUGGUGGGACCACGGAGUGUACUACUGUGCUGUUGAGGCUCCAGGAGACACUGCAGGUGACCCAGACAAAGAAGUUAAGCUGGUUGUUCUGCAUUGGCUCACGGUGAUCUUCAUCAUCCUUGGCGGUCUCCUUCUCUUCAUACUUAUCGGGGUGUGCUGGUGCCAGUGCUGCCCCCAACACUGCUGCUGCCAUGUCCGCUGUGCCUGCUGCCCAACCCGCUGCUGCUGCAACGAGGAAGCCCUGGAACGACAUCGGUUCAUGAAGCAGGCACGGAACCUUAUGCCUUGGAUGACACACCACCCAUUCUACAUGGGAGGUGACAGGAACUCCCAACACUCUUCUUACCACCUAAACCCACUGCUGCAAAAAGAUGUCUCUCUGCAAAGUAGCCUCCCACUGGUGCAUUCACAGGGCCAGCUACACCCCCAAAACAACGUCCUGGACUAUCUGGAGUCUGAGGUCCAAAAUCUCAACCCUUCCCAGCCCCUGAUACCCUCCCACCACUUUGGGGCCAACCAGCAUCCCAGUAUGCUCUCCUCCCUGAGCUCAGAGAUUGUGGAGCGCAGGGUAAUCCAGCUGCCACCCAUCACGGAGCUCAUCCCAUCCUCUCAGAGGAGCAGUAACUUGUCACACCUGCAACGAGCUGGCCACGCUGCAGGGCCCUGGGGAUCCGCAACAGAGGAUGAGAGGGAGGACUGGAGACGACACCAGCCUGUGGAUAGGGAUUCUCACUCCAACUUCAAUCGGAACUCCAGGGACAGGGGUCGAGACCCGAGGCCGCGGGAGGGCAGCUAUGAUGGCAGGCACCGGAGUUCCAGGCGGGAUGUAUCGCCCAGGCAACGGCCGGAUCACGGUAGGUAUGGGGGCAUAUCCUACCCUGAGGAGACCAGAGAUCGUUCAGACCACAGCUGUGACCCAAGGCAGCUGCCGUUAGAGAGGCAAAAGUAUCAACACCCCAACAGAAGGAGUAACCAUUCAGAGCAGCGGGGACGCCGGCGUCGCAGCUACUCUCCUCCAUCCCGGCGAGGCUCGUGGAGCUCGGCAGAGGAGCACGAACACUUCCAGGGGAACUACAGACAACGCCACCGUCGUUCCCCAGGCUGGCCAGAAGACAAGCCGCCCAGUUACCGCUCACUGGAACUCAUCCCAGACAAGGGCUGCAAACGCGGAAGCAGCAUGGGCCAGCCCUCGGUAAAAAAGGAAGUUCCCGCAGUGGAAGAAGCAUGGUCAUUUAGCACAUGGCAGAAGGACUGAAACUCUCAAUGGUUCUGCUUUGAGGCUCCGUUUUGCCCUCCCUAUAGGUGAUUUGGGGUGGCUACUUCUGACUGAACAGGAGACCUUCAGCAACUGGAUAAAGUAAAACGUAGUGGAGACCAGUGAGGAAUCUAUGUGUAGGGAUCCAGGAGAACAGUGGCUUUAUCACAUUAUCUGAAAACCUUGUAUUUCCUUCCUUGCCCUGGAGACUUGGGUUUCAAACAGACGGUGGUGGUUGUUGAAAGUCGUCCCUUUGAUAAGAGUACAGUUUCUGGUGGUACUGAGCAAACAGCAUUUCCUCCCUCUCUGAAUUUGAAUGUUGUGCAUGUGGUCAUAAGAUUCAGCACCAAAGGUCAGAAUGUUUGCAGUGAUUAAUAAGUGGUUGUUUACAAUACACUAUCACACCGGAAAAUCUUUACUGCUCUGGGUAUUUUUUGAGGAAUCUACCCUUUUCCUAACAUCUCACAUGCACUGCUUUCCUCCUUGGCCUCUGUCCUCCUGUGGUGUGUGUAUGGGGGAAACAGGCUCUAGGAGACUAUUCUUAUCCUCUGCUUUGCUAAGCUGUUCCCUUCCUAACAUGACAGUUAGGGAGCUGAUCUUUACUCUGAACAUUGCAUUUUUCCUAAACUUGUUCCUCAACACAUCUGUGGUUUGGUUACUAUUGGAUUAAGUGCCUGCCUGUAAAUUAUUCGUGAACUGAAAGCAAAGAAAGAAAUUCCUUUGGAAACCAAUUGCAAUAGACAGACAAGCAAGUUCGUUUUUUUUUCUUGCUUGUGUUGCAAGAGAGGAGACAAAAGAAUCCUUUUCUCUGGAUUUUUUUGAUCAGAGGCCUCUUCUUUCUAUGGUAAAGCUGCUUUCUAAAGGCACUUUUUGAACUGCUGGAUGUAGGGCUCAGCUCUUUGUGUAGAGCUUUGGGAAUGGCUUGUAUACUGAGUUUUGUAAUUCACAACACCUAAAGGUUACUCAAGACCUAUUCUUUCUUCAUCCAGUCCAUUUUUCAGUUGGCAUAGGAUUGCUGUCUACAGGAUUUUUAAAGUGAUCACUGGAGUGCCUGGCAUUUCUGUCGGAAAACUAGUUUACAGGCAUGACUUUUGAAAAUGGCCUUUUCUUGCGCAUUUGCAGGGCACUCCCUCUGAAAUGCAUAUCAAUUAAGGGCUUUUUCUUCCUUCUUGGGGCUAUAUGUAAACCAGAUAAAUGAACUAAUGGCUAGCACUGGUGCAAGUAUCAAUGGAGUGGGGUCGCUACUUAGAGGAUAUUCUUUGUGGUUGUGAGUUUUCACUUUGCUUACACUUGGGCAGUACUGCAACAUUGUGGUAGGAGUGCUUUCUCUGAGUAUCCUACCCUACCAGUCCUAGCAUGGCCGGAACAGUGGUUGCUAAUGGAUUUUGAAGGGCUGUUUGGGAAGCAGGAGCCACUGUGGCCAAAGUCAAACUCUUACAAUUCCCUGGGAACUAGUGCUCUUUCUUGAUUCCUCUCUCAAAAUGGCUGCCAAGGUUGAACAUCUAGCUCCCUCUUAUUGUUCUGUAAGAGGUACUUUCUCCCUCCUGCAUUGUCCUGAAAGGGUUGGAGUCCAAGGCCAACAGCUGAUGGAACAUGUUGUGGAAUAGCCACCAUCUUGGCUAGCACAACAGAGAUUGAAACAGGGAUCAUUAGAGCAAAGAGUUUGAGAUCAAGAACCUGCCAGUAUAACAGGAGACUGCAACAAACUCCUCUCUUCUCUGGCUUGGGCAUGGAGGGUGAGGGUGCAACUUGCUGGGCUGAAUCACAGAUGGCUGACACCUCAAAUAGCUAGCUCCAUAUAGAAUUUGAAGAUGAUGCUCCCAAGCCUGGUGUUGCUUCUGGGUCUGUUCCACAGCCUCACAUGUGUGUAACCCAGUGGUGCUCAACCUUUUUUAAUUCACGGGAACAUUUUUUGAGGGAAAAAAAAAAGCAACAGGGACAUUUUGUUGCAGCCCCUUUAAUUUAAAGCGCCAGUACACUCCCCUGCCACUCCCCCCACCAAGCGUACAUCAGGUGCUGAGCCAGGAAAAUAAAAUGGUGGCUGGCCCAGCGCUGCGACCCCCCCCCCAAGAAGACAACCAUAAGCCCACAGGUUGUACACCGCUUGUGUAACCAAGUUCUUCUUGAGACCUCUGAUGGACAUAGCAGGGACUGCCCAAGUUUGUUAGAGAUGAUUUUUCUGUAUGUCCACUGUGAGCCACUGCAGCAAGAGCACAAGGAUGAGGGCUCCGGCCCCCAUACAAAAGAGAAAGAUGACGAGACUGUGGAAUCUAGGCUGGAUCUGUGAAAAGUUUUAUUUAAAGAUGAGAUUUUAAUGAUGAGGUGGUGGGACUUCUGAUGGUUUUAAUACAUUUUUUUCCUCUGUGUAUUGCUGGCUAAUGGUUUGUAUUGGUUAUGAAGAGCUAGACAACUAAAUUGAAAGAACGGCAUUGUUGCCCCUUCUUUUAACAUCAGUAUCCCUUUCUGAGGGUACAUCUACCCUUUAAAUCACUAUAGACAGAGCUUUGCCACUGUCCGCACUGAAGUGCUACACUUACUACAGUGACAGGAGGGGUUCUCCUGUUGGCAUAGGUAAUUCCACUCCCAAGAGGCAGUGGGGGUAGGUCAACAGAAGCAGUUUUCUGUGGACCUAGCGCAGUCUAUGCAAGGGAUUAAGUCAGCACCCUUUUGUGUCUCGGGGUAUAGAUUUUUUACAUUAGCUCUGUCACUCAGCAGUGCACCUCUGCUGAGCAGAAGCAGAUGUCCAGGCAGCAGUGCUGGAACAAUUUGUAUAGUGGGGGUGCUGAGAGCCAUUGAGCCAAACUGUAAACCCCGUAUAUAAUGGGAACCACUUCAAGCCUAGGAGUACCACCACAUUCCUAGUUCUGCAAAAGCGACGAGGAGUCCUGUGGCACCUUAUAGACUAACUG
Molecule: messenger RNA, 4783 nt
Organism: Pelodiscus sinensis (Chinese soft-shelled turtle)
Lineage: Eukaryota; Metazoa; Chordata; Testudines; Trionychidae
Source: RefSeq, a predicted model, not a curated record